Molecule: messenger RNA, 353 nt
Organism: Entrophospora candida
Lineage: Eukaryota; Fungi; Glomeromycota; Glomeromycetes; Entrophosporales; Entrophosporaceae
Source: the annotation of a GenBank genome assembly
AAAAACGUAAAGUAGGCGAUGUUGUUUUUUUAAAAUUUGAGCGUGGUAGAAAAUGUUCUGGUACAUUCCACUUUACACAGAUUACAGAAACCACUACACGUGUAACUGCACAAGUCAACACUGGGUUUACAAGUCCGAAUCCAAAUGAUUAUAGAUUCCGCGUUGUUGAUAAAAGCGGUAAUACAAAAAGAGAUUUUACCAAUAAAAUUAGAAGACUAUUGAUUAUUAAUCCUCCUGGAACCGCACCAUUUGAAUUUGAUCAAAAUUUCCAAGCUAGAAGCCUAGUGGGCAAAUUUUUCAUUAUAACACGUAAAGGCAAAGAAUUCUGCAGAGCUAAAAUCAAGAUUGUAUAA